AUGAACCCAAUAAAGUCCUCUCAAAAAGGUGAACUCAGCAAGAAUAAUAGAAGAAUGUUCACACUUGAAGAAGAUAUGAUCAUUUACUCAAUGGUGAAUAUGCAAAAGGACAAAAAUUGGAAAUUAAUUGCAAAUGCAUUAGAUGGAAGGUCUCCGAAGCAGGUACGUGAAAGAUACAAAAAUUACUUAGCUCCAGGAAUUGUCAAUGCUCCUUGGACACACCAAGAAGAUGAUUUGUUAAAAGAUUUAUAUAAAAAAAUUGGACCCAAAUGGUCUCAGUUAAAGGGAUACUUCAAAAACCGAUCAGAGAUAAAUAUCAAAAAUAGAUGGUCAUCAUUGGCAAAAUUGUCUGGUGAAUGCCAAUCAAAUGUUAAUUCUCCACUAAUUGAAACAAUUUCAAGCGAAGUUCAAAUCGAUGCAUACAAUGAUGCAUUCGGAGAUUUGUUUGAUGCUUUUAAUUUGGAUUUUUAA
Molecule: messenger RNA, 471 nt
Organism: Trichomonas vaginalis G3
Lineage: Eukaryota; Parabasalia; Trichomonadida; Trichomonadidae
Product: RNA polymerase II transcription regulator recruiting protein
Exons: 1
Coding region: 1-471 (156 amino acids)
Biological process (GO): regulation of DNA-templated transcription
Cellular component (GO): nucleus
Molecular function (GO): DNA-binding transcription factor activity, RNA polymerase II-specific; RNA polymerase II cis-regulatory region sequence-specific DNA binding
Source: RefSeq, a predicted model, not a curated record